UUCAACUCCCAUGAUUCAACUCUGAGCAACUGUGUGCGCAGUUGUUAGUAGGUCCAAGAGACGCCAGUAGCUUUAGCCAUCAUUGAAUGACUUUGUCACCCUGUGCGGCGGCAGGGUAAAGAAAGUUGCCUAUUUGACAGGUCGAGAUCAAUAUCGGAACUCAUGGAGGCCCUUAUUCCUGUCAUAAACAAACUGCAGGAUGUAUUUAACACGGUCGGCGCAGACAUAAUUCAACUGCCGCAGAUAGUUGUUGUGGGAACUCAGAGCAGUGGAAAGAGUUCGGUUUUAGAAAGCCUGGUUGGCAGGGACCUCCUGCCACGUGGCACUGGCAUCGUCACACGCCGACCCCUUAUCCUACAGCUAGUGCACAUCGAUCCAGAGGACCGCAGGAAAACCAAUGAAGAGAAUGGCAUCGACGGAGAGGAAUGGGGCAAAUUUCUACACACCAAAAACAAGAUCUAUACCGACUUCGAAGAGAUCAGGCAAGAAAUCGAAGCAGAAACGGAAAGAAUUUCUGGCAAUAACAAGGGUAUUAGUGAUGAACCCAUUCACCUGAAAAUCUUCUCGCCACACGUUGUGAACCUCACAUUGGUGGACCUUCCUGGAAUUACAAAGUUACCGGUGGGAGACCAGCCCAAAGACAUAGAGUCCCAGAUCAGAGAAUUGAUCUUCAAGUACAUCUGCAACCCCAACUCCAUCAUCCUGGCUGUGACUGCUGCCAAUACAGACAUGGCAACCUCGGAGGCCCUUAAAGUGGCCCGCGAGGUGGACCCUGAUGGCAGAAGGACGCUAGCAGUGGUGACCAAGCUGGAUCUGAUGGAUGCUGGCACAGAUGCCAUGGAUGUAUUAAUGGGCAGAGUCAUUCCUGUCAAACUGGGCAUUAUUGGAGUCGUUAACAGGAGUCAGUUGGAUAUCAAUCAGAGGAAGUUGGUGGCAGAUGCCACCCGUGAUGAAUAUGCCUUCCUACAGAAGAAGUACCCGUCCCUUGCCAACAGAAAUGGAACCAAAUAUCUGGCCAGAACAUUGAACAGGUUACUCAUGCACCACAUCAGAGACUGUCUCCCUGAGCUGAAGACGAGGAUCAACGUGCUGGCAGCGCAGUACCAGUCGUUACUCAACGGUUAUGGUGAACCUGUCGACGACAAGAGCUCCACGUUGCUGCAGCUCAUCACCAAGUUUGCUGCGGAGUACUGCCACACCAUAGAGGGCACGGCCAAGUACAUCGAGACAACUGAGCUAUGUGGUGGAGCAAGAAUCUGUUAUAUAUUUCAUGAAACGUUUGGUCGCACAUUGGAGUCAGUAGAUCCUCUGGGCGGUCUGACAACCAUCGAUGUGCUCACAGCAAUCAGAAAUGCAACGGGCCCGAGGCCUGCUUUAUUCGUGCCUGAGGUUUCGUUUGAGCUGCUGGUGAAGCGGCAGGUCAAGCGCCUGGAGGAGCCCAGUCUGCGCUGCGUGGAGCUGGUUCACGAGGAGAUGCAGAGGAUUAUCCAGCACUGCAGCAACUACAGCACACAGGAGUUACUGAGGUUUCCAAAGCUCCAUGAUGCCAUAGUAGAAGUGGUCACCUCGUUACUCAGAAAGAGACUCCCGGUCACCAAUGAAAUGGUUCACAACCUGGUUGCCAUUGAGCUGGCUUAUAUCAACACCAAGCAUCCUGACUUUGCUGAUGCCUGUGGCCUCAUGAACAAUAACAUUGAGGAGCAGAGACGCAACAGAAUGAGAGACCUGCCCCCUGCCGUCCCCAGAGACAAGUCCUUUAAUGGCCCAGGUGGGCAGUCUCUCUCCCCCACUGAGCCUCUUGCCCUCGAGGGCGAGGCCACCAAGGCAGCAGCCGGUGGCUCUCAGAGCGGCCCUGGCAGCGAGCAGACAGACGGGGGGACGGGGAACUGGAGAGGCAUGUUGAGGAAGGGAGAGGACGGAUCAGCUGGUGACAGAACCAUGAUGCAGCACCCGUAUCCUUCAAGCCCGCAGAAGGGCUACGCUGUCAACCUGCUCGAUGUGCCUGUUCCAGUGUCCAGGAAGUUGUCUGCUCGGGAGCAGAGGGACUGCGAGGUCAUCGAGAGACUCAUCAAGUCAUACUUCCUUAUCGUGCGGAAAAACAUCCAGGACAGUGUACCGAAGGCCGUGAUGCACUUCCUGGUGAACCACGUGAAGGACUGCCUGCAGAGUGAGCUGGUGGGGAAGUUAUACAAGGCUGGCCUGCUGGACGACCUGCUGACAGAGUCCGAGGACAUGGCUCAGAGACGCAACGAGGCCGCUGACAUGCUCAAGGCUUUGCAGAAAGCCAGCCAGGUGAUCGCAGAGAUCCGAGAAACCCACAUGUGGUGAGGUCGGCCUCUCUUCAGCAGGCUCUCUUCAUCCCGUUAUGGACCAUCCGAACGCUCCUGCGGUGUCUCCCUGUUCCUCAAACCACAGAGACGAACAACUUGAAAAUGCACUGCUGUGGAUAUGUGUAUAUCGGAAGAUAGUUUUAACGUACAGUAAGGACUUGGAUUUAAUAAAAGGCAGUACAUAUCAGCUCCUCGCCGUCAGCAUCACACGUGCUUCUCUCCUAGAUUAUUAUAUUUUUCUUAUGUAAUUGAAACGAUAAAUAAAUAGAUAAUGUUAUGCAUCACCACUAUGUGGAGCCUUGCUGAGGAAUGUCUGCUCUUAUUGUAGAUUUGAAUUAAAGGUAAAAAUGACAAACCCUUGCUGAAACAUCUAAAUGCUCUCUUUAUCAUGUCAAUUCUUUUAUUAGGUGUUGACAGGAUAAUGUCUACUGCUGAUUGUGUCAAAGAAAUGCUCUUCAUUUAGAUACAACAGUGUUGUUUUUAUGUAAACAUGAAACUAUUCAACAUCAGAUCCAUAAAUCCCUUUUGUUUACAUGUUUCAAUAAGCUCUCGUACACCGUGGUGGAGGUUUCGGUACGCUGAAUCAGCUGUUACUGAAAGAUUCUGGCUGAUUUUAGGUUUUUGUAUAAACGUGUUAUGGUAUUGUAUGCUGGACUUAAUUACACAGAAGAUGCAGCAGAGUGGAUGUAACGACGUAUUUAUUUAUUGUUUUGAUAUGAUAAUUCACAUGUAACCCAACACAACACAACAGAACAGUGAAUACACGCAUAAUAGACACGUAGGCCAGUCACUGGUGUCAAGGUCUGCUUCGUCCUCCUCGCGCUGCUCCUUUACCUCAGCCGGCCGCCCAUCUUGCCCUUGCCUCGUCCUUUGGCACUGAAAGGAUGCAGGGAAAGAUUAAUGCCAAAUGCCAAGCACUGCAAUCAGGGGGUUUAGGACAAGUGGAGGUCAUUGGUGGUAUACACCGGUGUGUUCUCAAAUAUAAAUCCGUUUUGCUUUGGUGAAAAUUGUAAGAAGACAGCAAAUGAUAUUAAUGAGGCUCAAGUGUUUGUUACACGAAUGACUUUGCAAAUAAAAUGACAGUUUAAUUCCUUUUGUA
Messenger RNA from Cottoperca gobio, 3429 nucleotides. RefSeq names its product dynamin 1-like (gene dnm1l). NCBI's taxonomy places the organism in Eukaryota, Metazoa, Chordata, Actinopteri, Perciformes, Bovichtidae. Gene Ontology annotation, biological process: mitochondrial fission; endocytosis; peroxisome fission. Gene Ontology annotation, cellular component: cytoplasm; membrane; microtubule. The transcript is spliced from 19 exons. The record is from RefSeq and is a predicted model, not a curated record. Gene Ontology annotation, molecular function: GTP binding; GTPase activity; microtubule binding. Bases 163 to 2328 code for a protein of 721 amino acids.